GCACCUGAGCGCGGCCCCAGCCCGAGCCCCGCCGGCCGCGAUGCUCUAGGGACCGGCCGCGUCCUCCCGCCGGACCGUUAUCCGCGCCGGGCGCCCGCCGGACUCGCCGGCAAGAUGCCGCGCUCUUUCCUGGUCAAGAAGCAUUUCAACGCCUCCAAAAAGCCCAACUACAGCGAACUGGACACACACACAGUGAUUAUUUCCCCAUAUCUCUAUGAGAGUUACCCCAUGCCUGUCAUACCACAACCAGAGAUCCUCAGCUCGGGAGCGUACAGCCCCAUUACCGUGUGGACUACAGCAGCUCCAUUCCACUCCCCACUACCCAAUGGCCUCUCUCCUCUUUCUGGAUACCCCUCAUCCUUGGGGCGAGUGAGUCCCCCUCCUCCAUCUGACACUUCGUCCAAGGACCACAGUGGCUCAGAAAGCCCCAUUAGUGAUGAAGAGGAAAGACUACAAUCCAAGCUUUCAGACCCCCAUGCUAUUGAAGCUGAAAAGUUUCAGUGCAACUUAUGCAAUAAAACCUAUUCAACUUUUUCUGGGCUGGCCAAACAUAAGCAGUUGCACUGUGACGCCCAGUCUAGGAAAUCUUUCAGCUGUAAAUACUGUGACAAGGAAUAUGUGAGCCUGGGCGCCCUUAAGAUGCACAUUCGGACCCACACUUUACCCUGUGUCUGCAAGAUCUGUGGCAAGGCGUUUUCCAGACCCUGGUUACUUCAAGGACACAUUAGAACUCACACUGGGGAGAAGCCUUUUUCUUGCCCUCACUGCAACAGAGCAUUUGCAGACAGGUCAAAUCUGAGGGCUCAUCUGCAGACCCACUCGGAUGUAAAGAAAUACCAGUGCAAAAACUGCUCCAAAACCUUCUCCAGAAUGUCUCUUCUGCACAAACAUGAGGAAUCUGGCUGCUGUGUAGCACACUGAGUUACGCAAUCAAUGUUUACUCGAACAGAAUGCAUUUCUUCACUCCAACUCCAAAUGACAAAUAAAAGUCCAAAGGCAUUUUCUCUUGUGCUUACCGACCAGAUAAUGUGUAUAGGCGCGUGCGCGCGCACGCACACACACACACACAAACAGGCGCAUGCACACACACACACACACACACACACACACACUAAAAGCUGCAAGAGCACGAAAUCCAUGUGUUCAAAGUUAAUCCUUUCCAUGUGAAGUUUGAAAUUACUAUAUAUUUACUGACAGCUAGAUUGAGAGGAUAAAAGACAAGAAUCUUUCUCUUCAAAAGAUGAAGCAAAAAGCACAUUGCAUCUUUUCUCACUAAGAAAGAAUGCAAAGAUUUACAUUGCUGCCAAAUCAUUUCAACUGAAAAGAACAGUAUUGCUUUUGUAAUAGAGUUUGUAAUAGAAUUUCCUAUAGGAAGAGAAUUUGCCAGACGCUAUCUCAGGUGCCUUAUAAAGUAUUUCAAGUUUACUUCAUUACAUGUCUGAUGUCUGGUUAUCAUUUUUGAACUAAAGCCUUUUUUGAUUACCUGUAAUGCUUUAAACUGUAUUUUUAAGAGAGAGACCGAGAAAGAGGGGAAAAAAAAAAAAGAACAGGAACAAAACAU
Neogale vison (American mink) is the source of this 1561-nucleotide messenger RNA. RefSeq names its product snail family transcriptional repressor 2 (gene SNAI2). The transcript is spliced from 3 exons. The record is from RefSeq and is a predicted model, not a curated record. Lineage: Eukaryota; Metazoa; Chordata; Mammalia; Carnivora; Mustelidae. Gene Ontology annotation, molecular function: RNA polymerase II cis-regulatory region sequence-specific DNA binding; DNA-binding transcription factor activity, RNA polymerase II-specific. Bases 115 to 921 code for a protein of 268 amino acids. Gene Ontology annotation, biological process: regulation of DNA-templated transcription.